GACCCGGCUGCGCGCGGACCGUUAGCUACUGCGGCCGGGACGCGGCCCCGCCCAGGCGAGCGACGGGCGGCUCUUACCAGCGGGAACGCCAUGGGGCCGGUGUGGCCCUGCGGGGCUGACGGGCUGGCGGGCCGGCCGGCCGCCGGGCGAGACACGCGCACGCACGUGGGCACUGUUUCUGCAGCGGGCCGCACGCAGCCCCGCACCUCGGCAGCUUAUGAAGCUCCACCGAGCCGCUCCUCGGAGCCGCCCCCCGGCCGGAUGCGGAGCACCUGUGUCGGCCCCGCCCGGGCCCUCGCCUCCGCCCCCGCGCGCCCCGCCCCUCCCUGCAGGCCGGGCCGAGGAGGGCUCUGCCGCCCACCCGCACGCCGGCGGGGCCUGCCGCUGCUGCUAGCCACAGCCGCCCCCUGGGAGGACCCUGAGCGCGCCACUCACCUAAGUGACCCUGGCCGAGUCGUUGUCUGCCCUGAACCGCAGAUCACCCCCUUACGAAAGAGGGCACGAUUUACAAGCCCCUGCGAGCGGCGGGAUCGCUUUGUCAGUACAGCCGCGUAUCCACGCUCCUCUUCCAGUGAUCUCUCCAGGGCGAGAGCCAGCCCUGCAGCCUCGGUCCAAACCGUAGCACCCGGGCUCCAGGAGGCGCACGCACUUUAGACUCACUGCUACGUGCGCUGCAGAGGGGGCGGCGGGAGUCAGGACAUUCCAGAAAGUUCCAAAGACAUCACUGGCCCUCUUUGGACAGGAGUUCCCCGGGGAAACCGCUUCAGACGCUCCCGACAGACCGAAAUAGAAAGUUUCACAGAAAUAGAACAAGGGACAGGGCGAGGGCUCCAGGCAGGCGUCCUGGGGCAACUGGAGCAGGGGCGGACCGGAAGCCCCAGGCAAACGCAGAGGCGGAGAUGGCAUUCCAGGCGGGAGACCAAGCAAAGGCAGAGUGAAAGGACUGCACAGAGCGGCCCACUCUGACCGGGACUGAGGAUGAUGCGAGCUGAUACCGCCGGAGGAAGCCUGGGCCGGCUGAGCAAGAUAAGAAUCUGAAACUCAGAAUAGUGCCCAAGGGAAUGGGUGUCUGGAAGCCCUUUUCAUAUUUCAAAAUUCUCAACCAUUAAGAAAAGAAAGGCAUCUUUCAAGAGACUUGGAACAGAAAUUUCUGCUGCCCAAAAUCUCUCUUCCUAAACUUUCUGUUGCAGAUGAGACUGAAGCUCAGUGAAGUUCAGUAAAUUGCCAAAGACUCCCAGCUAAAAGUGGCAGAGCAAGGACUCAAACCAAGGCAGACUUCUGGUUUCAGAGCCUUUCAAGUGCUAACCAGG
Saimiri boliviensis boliviensis (Bolivian squirrel monkey) is the source of this 1310-nucleotide messenger RNA. The record is from RefSeq and is a predicted model, not a curated record. Lineage: Eukaryota; Metazoa; Chordata; Mammalia; Primates; Cebidae.